This is a messenger RNA of Dentiscutata heterogama, 972 nucleotides long. The record is from the annotation of a GenBank genome assembly. Lineage: Eukaryota; Fungi; Glomeromycota; Glomeromycetes; Diversisporales; Gigasporaceae.
AUGAAUCCCCGUCUAGAACGAGAUCAAGCUAUAGAUUUUAAACGUUAUUAUUUAUAUGGCUUUUUCAUAAAUCUUAUCCCAAUAUAUGUCUUUUAUCCUAUAAGAACUAUUAAGACAAUUCAGCAAUCUAAUAUAGGAACGUCUUCUGCUACAACGAUGGGAAAAGUUUUCGCUGAAAGGAUUAAAGCCGAAGGCGUUCGUGGUUUUUUUAAAGGUGUAGGAGUUUACGGGUUAGGCAGUAUUAGUGGACGUUUGGUUCAUUUCUCUACCUACGAUGCAUUAAGGGACAUGGUAUACAAAGGGAAAGGCAGUUCUGUUGGGUUAGGUUGGCUAGAAAAUCGUAGUCAUACAACUAUUAAUGCCUUAUUGGGAACUUUAAGCGCUGUGAUAACUUCAAGUUUUAUGAUCCCUUUUGAUGUAAUUUCUCAACAACUUCAAGUCUCGAGAUCUCCUCAUUUUUCACCUAAUAAUAUUACUCAAAUUAAUAACACUUCAUCGACUCUUAAAAGAGCAAUUUCUACUGCAACGACCUCCAAUCAACCAACUUAUAUUGUUACACCUCAUAAUACACCUUUAACACCUAAUAUCAAUGACCCACAUUUGCAUUCGGUCUCGUUAAGAAACAAUUUUAUCACGCGUCUAAAACCUAAAGAUGUUCCUCUUCUCCGUUUUCUUUACCGUGGUUGGGCUGCUGCUGGUGUCAUGGCUGGGGCUACUGCAACUUUCACUUCUGCACCUUUCGAUGUUGUAAAAACAAGAAUACAGAUCGCUCGUGAGGCAGGACAAAAACAAAAGGAGUUAAGAUGGUGGAACAUGGCUGCAAGUAUUGUAAAGACAGAAGGUGUAAAAGGUUUAUUUGUUGGAAUGUCUGCUAGGAUGUGGGUUAUUGUUCCACUGGGUAGUUUGAACUUCUGGGUAUUUGAAAAAGUAAGAGAUUGGAGUGUUGUAAAAAUUCCGUUGAAAGAUGAAUAA